AUGUCUUUUAACGUUUUAUGUGUAUAUUCAAAUGAUUCAUACAGCGACACGUGCCAACACAUUAUUGCAUACAAAAGCAGAAAAGACAUACGAACAAAUACAAAUAGACACACUGUCGCAACAGGAUGCCAAAUGAAAGACUUAGCAAUAUUGAUGGACACAUCGGGCAGCUUUGCUACCGGUCAGCAAAUUAGUCCCUUCCGAGCCAUGAGGAGGUUCGCGAAAAAUCUAAUCGGUCGGUUGGAUUCAGGCUGGGAUUCGGAAGCUCUCGUACAUUUCAGUGAAAAAGCUGAAGUCGUCUUCAACUUUACAACUUUUUCGACCAAAGAAGAAAUGUACCAGGCUAUCGACAAUAUCCUACAAUUCAACGAAAACACAGACAUCGCAAUGGGCCUGAGGUGUUCUCGGUGUAACAGUGGCUACAACUUGGAUAACAACGGAAACUGUGUUGCUCAGUGCAAUGUCCCAAACUGUCAACAAUGUCAGGCACUCAACAGAUGUUCACAAUGUAACAGUGGUUACAGCUUGGAUAGCAAUGGGCUCUGCGUUCCCCAGUGUAUUGUUCCAAACUGUCAGCAAUGUCAAACCCCCAACAAAUGUAGCCAAUGCAAUGGCGGAUACAACUUGGACAGCAAUGGAAACUGCGUCUCUCAGUGCAACAUUCCAAAUUGUCAGCAAUGUCAGUCACCUGACAGAUGUUCCCAAUGCAGAAGUGGUUACAGCUUAGAUGCUAACGGAAACUGUGUUGUCCAGUGCAACGUUGCCAAUUGUUUCUUGUGUAACACACCCAACGUAUGUGCAGUCUGCAACACUGGAUUCACUUUAAAUAUCCAGAACAAUCGAUGCGACGUUGUCAAUAGUUACUUUCAAUGCAAACAGCACAGUGCAACGUUCCAAAUUGUCAAACCUGUCAGACACCCAACAGAUGUUCUCAAUGUAACAGUG
Molecule: messenger RNA, 945 nt
Organism: Helobdella robusta
Lineage: Eukaryota; Metazoa; Annelida; Clitellata; Rhynchobdellida; Glossiphoniidae
Exons: 7
Source: RefSeq, a predicted model, not a curated record